This is a messenger RNA of Brettanomyces bruxellensis, 261 nucleotides long. It is a transcript of the gene ACB2, whose product is annotated as Acyl-CoA-binding protein 2. The coding region runs from base 1 to 261 and encodes 86 amino acids. Gene Ontology annotation, molecular function: long-chain fatty acyl-CoA binding. The record is from RefSeq and is a predicted model, not a curated record. Lineage: Eukaryota; Fungi; Ascomycota; Pichiomycetes; Pichiales; Pichiaceae. Gene Ontology annotation, biological process: fatty acid metabolic process. The transcript is spliced from 2 exons.
AUGGUUUCCGAAUUAUUCAACGAAAAGGCUGCUGCAGUUAAGCAAUUGAAACAAAGGCCAACUGAUGAUGAAUUGCUUGAGUUGUACGGAUUGUUCAAGCAGGCCACUGUUGGAGACAACACUACUGAGAGACCUGGUGUGUUUGAUUUCAAGGGCAAGUAUAAGUGGGAUGCCUGGAAGAAGUUGGAAGGACUAUCCCAGGAGGAAGCAGAAAAGAAAUACAUUGAAUUUGCCGACAAGCUCAUUGAGAAGUACAAUUAA